AAAAAGAAAAAGAAAAAAGAAAAAAUUUAAGGCACGACCAUAGAAGAUAUAACACGUGGUUAGAGGCCUCAGAGUUGUAACAUGAGCAAUCCACUCCUAAACACAAACGGAAACAGAAACAUAGCCACUGAACUUCUUCUUCUAUUCUAUAUUUUCUAUUCAUUCAUCUAAACACACAAACAUAGAAAGAUGCGGUUCUAUCCAGGCUUAACCAUCACACCCACCGAUCACCGCUUCUGCGUCCCAACCGCCACAAAUCCCGUCUCUCUAAGGCCCAUUAUCGGCCCAAUCAAAUGCCCAAACCGAGUCACCUUCUCCUUCAAGAAGCCCAGGGCCACCCUCAACGGCGCCGCUGCCACCGAGGAUAAGCCAGUGACGGCGGUUGCGGAGCUGAGCUUCUACGAGCUUCUAGGGAUUUCGGAAUCGGGGUCGCUGAUGGAGAUAAAGCAAGCGUACAAGCAACUCGCAAGAAAGUACCACCCGGAUGUGUCUCCACCGGGUCGGCUCGAAGAGUACACGAAGCGGUUCAUUCGGGUCCAAGAGGCUUACGAAACCCUCUCGGAUCCCACUAGGAGAGCCAUGUAUGAUAACGACAUGGCUAGGGGAGUUCACUUCGCCUUCAAUGCUCGUCGAAGUUACCACCACCGUGAUCAGGUGGUUGAACAUAAGAGCGAGUGGAAAUCUCGUUGGCAAUCACAACUUUCUGAGCUGAAAAGAAGAAGUAAGAGCAAGAGCAAGGAUGAAGGGAAGAACUUGUCAUGGGCAGCAAGAAUGCGCCAACAAAGAAAUGAAUCAUCAGAUGAAUCAUGACUAGGAUUUCCAUUAUUGUUCUCGAAUCUGUGUAUAUGUAUAUAUAUCUAUAUCAUUUCCACGUUAGUUUUUAGAUCAGAUAUAUAGUAUUACUUUCGGUUCACAACAUGUAGUUAUGACUUUUAUGGUAUGUUCAUAAAUUAAUGUAUCUACUACCAUAAACAAACUUUACCCUGAUACAUUAAUUUAUAAAUGUACCAAAAAAGCUGAAAUAACAGUUAUUGUGUGCCAGAGUGGUCUGGUGGCUGCAUUCACUAUGCUAACAAAGUGACAAACCAUUAUAGUUUGCCAUUGCCACUCAAGAACGGGAAGAAAAAGAGAAAGAGAAAGAAAAGGAAAGUGGUGCCUCUUGGCCUUAAUAAUCUAAUUAUAGUUGAUUAUUCUGCGUCACACUUUGUGAUAAGCAUGUAUUCUGGUGUCA
Molecule: messenger RNA, 1231 nt
Organism: Arachis stenosperma
Lineage: Eukaryota; Viridiplantae; Streptophyta; Magnoliopsida; Fabales; Fabaceae
Product: chaperone protein dnaJ 20, chloroplastic
Exons: 2
Coding region: 190-810 (206 amino acids)
Cellular component (GO): chloroplast
Source: RefSeq, a predicted model, not a curated record